Messenger RNA from Manihot esculenta (cassava), 889 nucleotides. RefSeq names its product acyl carrier protein, chloroplastic. The coding region runs from base 101 to 559 and encodes 152 amino acids. The transcript has 4 exons. Lineage: Eukaryota; Viridiplantae; Streptophyta; Magnoliopsida; Malpighiales; Euphorbiaceae. The record is from RefSeq and is a predicted model, not a curated record. Gene Ontology annotation, molecular function: acyl carrier activity. Gene Ontology annotation, biological process: fatty acid biosynthetic process.
CAUGAAGCAAAUUUCAAGUUUCUCAAUCUAAUUCACUUCCUUGUUACAAUUUUUUUUGUCUUAAUUUUGGAGUUACAGUCGAACUUGUUGAAUUGUCCACAUGGCUAGCUUCCUUGCUGCCCCUGCAUGUCCCAUGGCCAGUCUUUCCUUCACCCCUAGGGCCAGUGUCCCUUCUGGCCAGCAAAAGAGUUUCUCCAUCAAUGGUGGUCCUUUGUUUUUUGGGCUAAAACAUAUCCCAAAAAUUCAAUUCUCUAAGGCAUCUGACAUUUCUUCCCCCAGGUCUGGAUGUUUCAGGACUGCCAUUUCAUGCUCUGCCCAAUCUGAGACCCUGAAAAUCGUUCAGAGCACCAUUGCUAAGCAGUUGUCUAUUGAGGAAAGCACAGUGGCUGCUGAAACCAAGUUUGCUGACUUGGGUGCUGACUCCCUUGACACGGUGGAAAUAAUGAUGGCUUUGGAAGAACAAUUCGGGGUGUCAAUUGGGGAAGAAGGAGCCCAGAACAUUGUCACUGUUCAAGAUGCAGCAGAUCUCAUUGAGAAAGUUCUUGCAUCAUCUGCAUAGGUAAGAUCCUAAACAGAAUACAAGGAAGACUUGAAUCCUCUGGUUUUCAUUAUUAAGAGAUAAGUGCCACUAGAGAAAUCCUGCUGAGUUAUUCUGCAGCUGGAAAAUUUUCCCUUUUUUUUUUUUUGUUCUUUUUUUGAGUUGCACUUGACUAUAAUGAGGUAUUUGCUUCUGUUCUUCAAGAAAAAGGAGAAUCUAAAGCAAGCUUGGAUGAUCUAUUGAUCUCUAAGCUUCUUUUAUUCUUCAACAUUUGCACUUUUGUGACAAAUAAGACUCAGUUGGCAUCUAAUCUCACACUAAAUUCUAGAGGAAAUUAGGUGCAUAAUUUAG